This is a messenger RNA of Gekko japonicus, 1842 nucleotides long. It is a transcript of the gene ARHGEF9, whose product is annotated as Cdc42 guanine nucleotide exchange factor 9. The transcript has 7 exons. The record is from RefSeq and is a predicted model, not a curated record. Gene Ontology annotation, molecular function: protein binding; guanyl-nucleotide exchange factor activity. NCBI's taxonomy places the organism in Eukaryota, Metazoa, Chordata, Lepidosauria, Squamata, Gekkonidae. The annotation marks the transcript as partial.
AUUAGAUCCUUGGGUCCAGAGUAACAGUGACCACUUGGAUGAUACUUCAAGAGAUACCCAGGGCUUGGAUGCACCUUGCUCGAAGGGUCAGGAUUUUAUUGAAGCUAAAUUGGACGCUACAGAUAUGGAAGGUGCUCCUCUGGAUUACAAAAACUGGUGCGACGCUGAAUCAGAACUUUCGCACAAGACAGCUGGGAGUCCUUUGGGCCCAAGUGCUGCUGCUGCUGCUGCAGAGGAUAUUAGACCUUUAGCAAGUACUAUGGGUGAUGCUCAGCAUUUGGCCAGUCUUGUAGCAGCGAUAAGGGCUCACCAUAGGGCCCCAGUAGGUAAUGAAUAUAUUGAUGGCAUUUCUCAAGGUAGCCCAGAUAUGGAGUUUACUCCAGUUGACAAUCCACACUCAGGGAGAAUGCUAGCGGAUAAUCAGAUCCCUGAGAAUACCUCCAGCGAUAGCCAGCACCUGGUAGACAGUCGGGAGUUAGCAAAUACACUGACAGAUACCUGUGAUCUAGAAAGUUCUCCCUCAGAUUCUCAGAACAUUAGUCCAGCUCCAUCCGAUACACAGAGCUUGGGCAGUAUUCCAGAGGAUAUGGACAGUUCCUAUAUCCCUGCUCCUUUAAGCUGUCCUACCCAAGCACUGGAUCAAGAGAAUUCCCCCAUGGAAGUCAAUGGAAAAACCUUCCCAUCCAGACAAAGUCCUAAAAGGAAACCUCACUUUAAGUACAGGGAGGUCUGUCACCCGUUCCAGAUGAGCCUGUGUACCAUUGUCUCCUUCAAUGAAUUCAACAGCGGAAAGCCGCUUUCUCACCCUCUCCAUCCAUCGCCGCAGUCUCCACCUUUCAGACUCCUCUUGGACAGGUGCCACUCCUUGCCCCUUUCCCAGAGCACGCCAAUGGGGCUGGAUCAGCUGGGCUGGAAGAGGAAAGUGUUGCUAAGUGCUGGAGCAGAGAGUGACUUGGGUUCCAAAACUCUGGAGGUGCGGCGUCGAGACGGCAGGAAUGGGAGGAGUCGAUGGAAACCCCUCAAGCCCGGAGCGGAGCAGCUGCUGCUCAGUAAACUGAUCAGUGGCGGUUCUAUUGUAAGCGCUGAGGCAGUAUGGGAUCACGUCACCAUGGCCAACCGGGAGUUGGCGUUUAAAGCAGGAGACGUCAUCAAAGUCCUGGAUGCCUCCAACAAGGACUGGUGGUGGGGUCAGAUUGAUGACGAAGAAGGAUGGUUUCCCGCCAGCUUCGUAAGGCUAUGGGUGAACCAAGAAGAUGGCGUCGAGGAAGGAACUAGCGAAGUACAGAAUGGGCACUUGGACCCAAACGCCGCCGACUGCCUCUGUCUCGGUAGAACUCUUCAGAACCGAGACCAGAUGAGAGCCAAUGUCAUCAAUGAAAUCAUGAGCACUGAACGCCAUUAUAUCAAACAUCUGAAGGACAUUUGCGAGGGUUAUUUGAAGCAGUGUCGGAAGAGAAGAGACAUGUUCAGUGAUGAACAGCUGAAGAUCAUCUUCGGCAACAUCGAGGACAUCUACAGGUUUCAGAUGGGCUUUGUAAGGGACUUGGAGAAGCAGUACAAUAACGAGGACCCGCAUCUCAGUGAAAUUGGGCCGUGCUUCCUGGAGCACCAAGACGGCUUCUGGAUCUAUUCCGAGUACUGUAACAAUCACUUGGAUGCGUGCAUGGAACUCUCCAAGCUGAUGAAAGAUGGCCGGUACCAGCACUUCUUUGAAGCAUGCCGUCUCUUGCAGCAGAUGAUUGACAUCGCCAUUGACGGGUUCCUUCUGACCCCUGUGCAGAAGAUCUGCAAAUACCCCUUGCAGUUGGCAGAACUGCUGAAGUACACUGCCCAGGACCACAG